AUGGCUAACAGCGGUGCCCAAAUGUCGACCCCAAUUAGAGCUCCGGCAUGGGUCUCGACGAGAAGACUGUUCGAGCAAAAGUUGCAGGAGCUUCACAAAUGUACAGACAUAGCCCACGUAAAGCAGGUUCACGCCCAGAUAAUCAAGCAGAAUCUCCACACAGACCUCUACGUAGCUCCAAAAUUGAUAUCGGCAUUCUCGCAUUGUCAUCACAUGAAGCUCGCUCUCAACGUCUUCAACCAAGUUCGGCACCCCAAUUUGCAACUCUACAACACUCUGAUUCGAGCUCACGUCCGCAACUCCCAACCUUCCAUGGCGUUCGCUGCUCUCCUCGAGAUGCAGCAAAAUGGAAUGUUUCCUGAUAAUUUCACUUACCCUUUUCUUCUCAAAGCUUGUAAUGGAGAGCCCUGGUUGCCGGUUGUGCAGAUGAUACAGGGUAGUUUGGAGAAGGUUGAAUUUUUCGGUGAUAUUUUCGUGCCCAAUUCGUUGAUUGAUAGCUACUCCAAGUGUGGUGCUUUGGGAAUUCAGUCUGCGAUGAGGUUGUUUAGGAGUAUGGACAACAGAGAUGUAGUUUCUUGGAAUUCUAUGAUUGGUGGGCUGGUGAGAGCAGGGGAUCUGGAUGGUGCACGUGAUCUGUUCGAUGAAAUGCCUGUGAGAGACGCGAUUAGUUGGAACACGAUACUAGAUGCAUAUGUGAAGGCCGGAAAGAUGAACGAAGCAUUUGAGUUGUUUGAGAAAAUGCCUGAAAGGAAUGUUGUAUCAUGGUCCACGAUGGUCUCAGGUUACAGUAAAGCAGGGGAUAUGCAAAUGGCUAGAAUGCUGUUUGAUAAAAUGCCGACCAAGAAUAUGGUUUCUUGGACUAUACUCAUAUCUGGGUAUGCCCAAAAGGGGCUGGGGCAGGAUGCAGUAAGUUUGUAUUCUCUAAUGGCGAAAUCUCGACUUAUGCUUGAUUCGGGGGCUGCUGUUAGUAUACUGGCUGCUUGUGCAGAGUCUGGUUUGCUUGGACUGGGGGAACGAGUUCAUGCCUCUAUUGCAAGGACCAGACUAAUGCACCAUGCUGAUGUGUCUAAUGCAUUGCUGGAUAUGUAUGCAAAAUGUGGGAGAGUAAAGAAGGCAUAUGAAGUGUUUGAGCGAAUGGCAGAGAGAGAUGUAGUUUCUUGGAACUGCAUGCUUCAAGGGCUAGCCAUACACGGGCAUGGAGAUGAAGCACUCAUGCUCUUCUACAGAAUGAAACAACAGGGUUUCAAGCCCGAUAAAUUCACUCUAGUAGCAGUUCUGUGUGCUUGUACUCACUCUGGCUUCAUCGACGAGGGCCUCAUGUACUUCCACAACAUGGAGAAAGAGUACAGGAUUGCUCCCGAAAUCGAGCAUUACGGUUGCGUGAUUGACUUGUUGGGCCGUGCUGGACGUCUCAACGAAGCAAUUAGGCUCGUGGAUUCCAUGCCGAUGGGACCGAAUGCUGUUAUCUGGGGUACCCUUCUGGGGGCCUGCAGAAUGCACAAUGCUGCUGAACUUGCUAAGCAGGUUCAAGAUCACAUGGCGAGAUUCGAGGAGGCAUCAGAGCACGGUACUUGUUCGGUGCUGUCGAAUAUUUAUGCUGCUGCCGGGGAUUGGGUCAAGGUUGCUAAUGUGAGGCUCCAAAUGAAGAGUGCUGGAAUCCAGAAGCCGUCUGGUGCCAGUUUCAUUGAGGUGGGUGAUAAAGUCCAUGAAUUCACUGUAUUGGAUAAGUCCCAUCCGGACUCUGGUGAAGUGUAUGAGAUGGUUGAUGGAUUGGUUCAGGAACUUAGAUUGUUUGGUGAUCCCUCAAAUGAUCACCACCACAUUUACUGA
Linum tenue is the source of this 1830-nucleotide messenger RNA. Lineage: Eukaryota; Viridiplantae; Streptophyta; Magnoliopsida; Malpighiales; Linaceae. The record is from the annotation of a GenBank genome assembly.